AUGGAAAAUGAUAGGAGAUAUGAUAAUGACAACAAUGAGGAUGCCACUCUCAACCAAGAUCGGUUGCAGACAGGGUACGGUGUCCUCACAAGGACCAUGCUGUGGUUUCUGAAGGGCUCUUCAGACAUGGAUCAUGAUGAUUAUAUGUCUCAGACAGGGGCUGAUGGUGCCCGAGGAGAUGAUACGGCAAAGCUUAAGACUCUUAUCUCAGACUGGGUCAACUGUGAGCUCAAGCCAAAUCCCCUCAUUGAUUCCAAUGAUAAAAAUUGCCGUGAAUUCAUCUGUGAUGCAUGCAGGAGGCUACUCUGCCCGGCUGAACUUGACUGGAACAACCCAGUUGUAAGGACAGGCAUUCGAGAUCUAUCGGAGGGCCAUGUGGUGAUGGUGCAGCACUCGGAUCGGCACUGGGCAUGUAUCCUGCCAAUCUCAUAG
Suillus discolor is the source of this 432-nucleotide messenger RNA. RefSeq lists its product as uncharacterized. Lineage: Eukaryota; Fungi; Basidiomycota; Agaricomycetes; Boletales; Suillaceae. The transcript has 4 exons. Bases 1 to 432 code for a protein of 143 amino acids. The record is from RefSeq and is a predicted model, not a curated record.